This is a messenger RNA of Betta splendens (Siamese fighting fish), 1591 nucleotides long. Its product is annotated as PAK4-inhibitor inka2-like. Gene Ontology annotation, cellular component: nucleus. The coding region runs from base 169 to 1170 and encodes 333 amino acids. The transcript has 3 exons. The record is from RefSeq and is a predicted model, not a curated record. Lineage: Eukaryota; Metazoa; Chordata; Actinopteri; Anabantiformes; Osphronemidae. Gene Ontology annotation, molecular function: protein kinase binding; protein serine/threonine kinase inhibitor activity.
GGAGUCGAACCAGGCUGGAAGUUUCAUUCAGCACAUCUGCUCCUGGUGUGGAGGCUGCAGCGGCACCGGAGCCCAAACACGUCCUCAAGAACCCGGGCUUUUUCCUCCUCACCCUCAGUUAUGUCCUCUGGACGGAAGCUUCCACGUUAAAGACUUUGCAGUUCGCAGAUGAAAGACAAGAAUAUGCUCUGCCUGCGAGACUCGAGCGACUGCCUGCGGGAGCACGUGCAGUACAUGAUGAGGUCCCUGCAGGACCUCAAACACCUGCGGCGGUCCUGCCCCGCGGCCCGGCGCCCCCUGGCCCAGCUGCCGGCGCUGGCCCGCCACUCGGCGGUGGCGCAGGCGUGUCAGCAGCGGGCGCUGCAGCGGGAGCAGCGCGGGCGGCUGCGCAUGUCCGACGCCAGCACCGCCAGCACCUACGACUCCGCCUGCUGCCUGGCGAGUCCUCUGGAGGAGGAGGGGGAGGAGGACGACUCCAGCAGCGGCCUGGGCCUGGACCUCAGGCUGGGCCUGGGCUCCCCCAGCAGCCACAAGAGCCUGGAGUUCGACUCGGGCUACUCGGAGGCGUCGUGGCAGGACGAGUCGGUCGUCCUGAGGAGGACGAGGAACGUGCGCGUGUCCUCGUCGGCGUGUCUGCGCACGAACCGGGCCCCGAGCGGACGCGUCCGGCCCAAGUCCACGUCCGACGCCUGUCUGGAGCGCUGGACCUCAUUUGAGGUCAGCGACCCCGAGGACUGGACGAACUCUUUGCUGACGAGGGGACGCAACCGCCAGCCUCUGGUCCUGGGGGACAACAGCUUUGCGGACCUCAUACAGAACUGGAUGGACCUGCCCGACUGCCCCGAGCCCGGUGAGCGCAAGCCGGCGCCGAGGCAGAGACUGGGGGGCGGCUUCUUGGUCAACGUGAGGCGGAAGCUUGCUGGGAUUUCUAGGAGCGUGGAGGACAGAGUGAGGCUGCGGGCGGCCGACGCCGCUCACGCCGGCCGCACGGCGAGCGCGGCCAAACGCCUGUCCUGUCCAGCUGUGGCGUCUCAGCCCAAGGUCCCGUUCUUUCACCAGUCCCACUCCGGCAUCCACCAGCUGGACUCAGACUUCUACCACUUUGCAGCCCUCAUGAAAUCGGGCAGCCGGCAGCCCAUAAUCUGCAAGGAUAUCAUUGGGUACAUCUGAGCCCUCCAGAUGUGUCCACGCACGGGCAGAGACGGACCGGCUCGUCUUCUGAGUCACUUUAUUUUCAUACAGCUGUUUUUAUAUGACUGAGAUCUUGGAAAAAAAAUGAUGUUCUCAUAAUUUAUACUCUAUGCAUUUAAUGUGUAUUAUUUGAACGACUGCAAUAGGUCUCAUCAAUGCAUUUUUGAGUUCUCAGGCGACAUAAUGUGCACAUCAGUGUGAUCACAGCUCAUUACAGACAGCUGCUCUCCGCUGCUGGAUUAGUUCAAGGAGGCUUCGACUGUUGCUGCAGUGAAAUAAAUGAAUGUGAGCUCAUUUAUUUUCAUUACAAGCGUAAGAUGAUACACAUGCGCUGAGACAGAUGAGUUUGUGCAUCCACGGUUGUCGUAAUUGUUGUUUAAUAAAAACUAAAUGAACUGAU